Juglans regia (Persian walnut) is the source of this 762-nucleotide messenger RNA. Its product is annotated as protein FAR1-RELATED SEQUENCE 1-like. Bases 1 to 762 code for a protein of 253 amino acids. The record is from RefSeq and is a predicted model, not a curated record. The transcript is spliced from 3 exons. NCBI's taxonomy places the organism in Eukaryota, Viridiplantae, Streptophyta, Magnoliopsida, Fagales, Juglandaceae. Gene Ontology annotation, molecular function: zinc ion binding.
AUGAUUUUAUGUAACUGCAUACUUAUCAGCAAGGAAGGUUGCAUUUCCACCUAUGAUGUUUUAGAUGAAAUUACCAUUGAUGAUGACCAUGUCAAGAGCAUCAAGUACACAGUUUACUUUAACAAUGAGGAGGUUGAUGUGAAAUGCACCUGUGCGUUGUUUGAGAUGAGAGGAAUUGUCUGUAGACAUGCAUUGAACGUUUGUCAGAUGAAUAAGAUUCAUGCGCUACCGGAGAAGUAUGUCUUGGAUCGUUGGAGGAAGGAUUUAAAGAGAAGAUACACAAUGGUAAAAAGUAGCUACGACGACUUACGGCAAAAUGCAGAUUCAGGGAGGUAUGAGCUUGUGGUGAAACGAUGUUCCAAAUUAGCAACCCGUGUAUCGUCGAGUGAUGCCCAUGUUACUGCAUUUAUGCUCCACUUGGAUGAGUUUGAGAAUAAAUUUAAAGGAUUAACACAAGAGUCCGGUUCAACAAAAGUAGCAGAGACUGUGCAGACAGACAAAGGUAAGAAAAUAUUAAGCCCACAUGUUGUCCGAGGGAAAGGGAGGCCGCCAACAAAAAGGAAGGUCCCACCUGUGGAGAAGGCUGUGACUAGGCGAAAGAAUAAACAGAUACGUCGGAAAAUAUUUGACGAUACAUCCGAGCAAUGUGAGGUAUCGGAAGCUCUAGAAAGAGGUCAGAUACAAAGUGCAGGCAAGGAUGAUUUUGUUGUUCUAACACAAUGCAGUACUGUCGCACAACCAACGCCACCUGACAAUGAGUAG